Molecule: messenger RNA, 1656 nt
Organism: Plectropomus leopardus (leopard coralgrouper)
Lineage: Eukaryota; Metazoa; Chordata; Actinopteri; Perciformes; Serranidae
Gene: dnaaf11
Product: dynein axonemal assembly factor 11
Biological process (GO): outer dynein arm assembly
Cellular component (GO): cytoplasm
Molecular function (GO): protein binding
Source: RefSeq, a predicted model, not a curated record
AGGACGAUGGUUUACAUCACAGAGGAGCUGGUCCGCCGCCGGGCCGAGCACAACGAGUGUGAGAUCUUCUCCCUGGAGGAAGUUUCUCUGCACCAGCAGGACAUCGAGAGGAUCGAGCACAUCGACAGGUGGUGCAGGGAGCUGAGGAUCCUGUACCUGCAGAACAACCUCAUCUCAAAGAUCGAGAACGUCGGACGCCUGAAGAAGCUGGAGUAUUUGAAUUUGGCCUUGAACAACAUCGAAGUCAUUGAAAACCUUGAAGGCUGCGAGAGCCUCCAGAAACUGGAUCUGACCGUGAACUUCGUGGGCCGUCUGAGCGGCGUGGAGUCUCUGCAGCACAACGUCCGGCUGACCGAGCUGUUUCUGGUGGGGAACCCCUGCACCGAGUUCAACGGCUACCGGCAGUUCGUGGUGUCCUCGCUGCCGCAGCUCAAGUGGCUGGACGGGACGGAGAAGCGGUCGGAGAGGAUUCGGGCCUCUCAGGGGCUGGAGGAGGUGAGGAGACGAGUGUGGGAGCAGGAGGAGGAGUACCUGCGGAGGAGAGCCAGGGAGAGAGAGGAGGCACAGAGGAAGGAAGCAGGAGAGGAGAGAGGAGACAAGGAGAGGAAAGCAGGCUUCGACGGCCGCUGGUACACCGACAUCAACAACACAGUUCCGGCGUCGGAGGAGAAUAAGGAGAACCAGGAGGUGGAGGAGAGCGUGACGACCCCCGAGUCUGAUGAGGAGCGGCGGGAGAAGGAGUUCUGGCACACGCCGUGUUCAUUCACCCCCGAAUCUCGUCUGGAGGCUCAUCGCCACCUGGAGGAGAAGAGAAGGGCAAAGGAGAAACGCAGAGAGAGGAAGCCGGAGGCCUCGAGGACGCUGAUCAGCGCUGACGGACGAGUCAUGAACGUCAACGAGCCAAAGCUCGACUUCUCUCUAACUGAAGACGAAGAAAACAACUCGAUCGUCUUAAACCUGGAGGUUUACAGACACAUGGACACCUCUCUGAUCGACGUGGACGUCCAGCCGACGUACGCCAGGGUCACCGUCAAAGGAAAGAUAUUUCAGGUGGUUCUGCCCGCUGAAGUGAAGCCCGACAGCUCGACAGCUCAGAGGUCCCAAACCACGGGACACCUGGUCCUCACCAUGUCCAGGGCUGACGGUGAAAUCAAAGUGACAAAGACCGUCUCACGUCGGCCCCGAGCGUGUCCGAGCGGACGCAGCAGCUCGCCGCACGACAAUAAAAGAAGACCUAACGUCCCUGAGCGGCUGGAGGUGGACCCCAGCAAGCACACAGCCCUCGACAUCGCCAACAUCGUACCGCGCCAGAGCGCCCGAGAAGGUCCUCUGGAAACAUCCCGAACGGCUCCAACGACAACAACAGGUCACUGCAGCUUCUCUGACGGGUUUGUGGACGACCCCGACGUCCCCCCGCUGAUGUAAGACUUUUAGAAAUAACAGUAACUAAAACCUUCGAUCCAAAGCUUUUUACGUAAAAUAUGCAGACAGCUUAAAAAUGUUGUCUUUAACAAAAAAUCACCUCCUCAGACGUUUAUGAGGUUUUAAAGAAAGAAUGAAUUAGACCAUCUGCCCCCCAAAAUCUGUGAAAAAUUAAUGACACAUCGAAUAAAUCUCUAAUGGUGGAAACAGUGAAGCUGUGUGAUAUAACAGCGU